UUAAAUGAAAGCCCAAUAAUGAGAUUGAAAGUAAAGCAGACGUUUACCGCCUCUAUUUCUAGCGGGUUUGGGUCUCGCCCCACUACUUUUUAUAUCACCGCCUAGGUUUUAGUCCAAUCUAAAGGAUCCGCUUUUUCCGAAGCGACCAUGGCCAACCGUACCGACCCGGCGGCGAAGAGCAUUAGGGGAACCAACCCUCAGAAUCUGGUCGAAAAGAUCGUGCGCUCGAAGAUAUACCAGAAUACGUACUGGAAGGAGCAGUGUUUCGGUCUGACGGCGGAGACACUGGUUGACAAGGCAAUGGAGCUCGACCACAUCGGCGGAACUUACGGCGGAAAUCGGAAGCCCACUCCUUUCAUGUGCCUUGUCAUGAAAAUGCUUCAAAUCCAACCCGAAAAGGAUAUUGUCGUCGAAUUCAUCAAAAACGACGAUUACAAGUAUGUACGAGUUCUGGGAGCUUUUUAUCUGCGUCUUACGGGGAUCGACUCCGAUAUUUAUCGUUAUUUAGAGCCUUUGUACAACGAUUAUCGGAAAGUAAGGCGAAAAUCACCUGAUGGAAAUUUCAUGUUGACUCAUGUUGAUGAGGUUAUUGAUGAACUUCUCACCAGAGACUACUCCUGUGAUAUUGCUCUACCACGUAUUAAGAAAAGAUGGACUCUUGAAUCGCUUGGUGUACUGGAUGCAAGAAAAAGCGUGCUGGAAGAUGAUUUUGAGGAAGAAGAAGAGAAGGAUGAGAUGGAGCAAGAUGGUUUAGAAGAGGAGGUAGCUCAUGAAAAGGAUUAUUACCGAGCGAGAAGCCCUGCUAGAGAGAGAGAAAGGGAUUGGAGACGUGACAGUCAUAGACACAGGGAUCGGGAUUAUGACAGAGAUAGAGACUAUGAUAGAGAAAGGGGACGCGGCCGUGACAGAGAGAGGGACAGAGAUAGGGAUAGGGAUAGGGAUAGAGAUCGGUAUCGCCUGAGAGAGGAAAAGGAGUAUGGGUAUGAGAGGGAGCGAGAUAGAGAGAGGGAAGGUAGGGAGCGUGAUAGGCGAGACAGGGAGCGUGGCAGACGAAGGAGCCGUUCAAGGAGUAGGAGUAGGGAGCGGAAGAGACAUGGUCGCAGUAGUAUGAGUCCGAGAAGGCAUGAAGCAGAGGAUGGUAAUGCUCCAGAAGAGUCAAAGAAGAAGGGAAAGAAAGAAAAGAAAGAAAAGAAGGAAAAGAAGGAUGAUGGAACGGACCACCCUGAUCCAGAGAUUGCUGAAGCCAACAGGAUUCGAGCAUCCCUAGGUUUGAAACCAUUGAAAUUGUAAGCAUGGUAGAUGUUAUAUGCGGCAAGAUUAACUAUUAUAUCAUAUGAAGGUACAUUGGUGUUGUUUUGGUAUGUAUUGUUAAUACAAAAGCUAUGCGGGAGUUGGAAUCA
Messenger RNA from Gossypium arboreum, 1400 nucleotides. Its product is annotated as pre-mRNA-splicing factor 38. Gene Ontology annotation, cellular component: precatalytic spliceosome. Lineage: Eukaryota; Viridiplantae; Streptophyta; Magnoliopsida; Malvales; Malvaceae. Bases 148 to 1290 code for a protein of 380 amino acids. The transcript is spliced from 6 exons. The record is from RefSeq and is a predicted model, not a curated record.